Coffea eugenioides is the source of this 2763-nucleotide messenger RNA. RefSeq names its product G-type lectin S-receptor-like serine/threonine-protein kinase At4g27290. Gene Ontology annotation, biological process: protein phosphorylation; recognition of pollen. The record is from RefSeq and is a predicted model, not a curated record. The coding region runs from base 25 to 2472 and encodes 815 amino acids. Gene Ontology annotation, molecular function: protein serine/threonine kinase activity; ATP binding. The transcript has 7 exons. NCBI's taxonomy places the organism in Eukaryota, Viridiplantae, Streptophyta, Magnoliopsida, Gentianales, Rubiaceae.
UUUCAGAGUAGCUGAUUUGCGGACAUGCAGAUGGAGUCCAUCUCAAAUUCGAUGUUUUCUUACGUCCUGAUUUCGUUUCUCAUGAUCCGAUCCUGCAAUGGAACCGAUAGAAUCAGCCAAAACCAAACCAUGGCCGAUGGUGAGACUCUGGUCUCCUCAGGUGGAACUUUUGUGCUGGGAUUCUUUAAACCCCCAGGUUCCACUAACCGAUAUCUGGGAGUAUGGUACAAAAGAUCUCCUGAAACGAUUGUGUGGGUUGCAAACAAGGUAAGUCCACUAACAGAUUCAGAUGGAGUUCUAACAAUCCACAGUGAUGGAAAUCUUGUACUUCUCAAUGGAACGAAAAGGAUCAUCUGGUCAUCGAAUUCUUCUUCGGCAGAUGCUCAAAUGAACUUGGUCGCAGAGCUCUUGGAUUCUGGAAACCUUGUUCUCAAAAGACAAGAUGAUCUUAAAGCAGAAAGCUAUGUAUGGCAGAGCUUUGAUUUCCUAACUGACACACUUCUUCCUGGAAUGAGGAAAGGAAUAAACUUGCGGACUGGCAAAACUUGGUACUUGACAUCAUGGAGGAAUCAAAGUGACGCUUCUCCUGGAGAAUUCACUUACAAACUCGACAACGUUGGGUUGCCUCAGUUUGUUCUUCGCAAGGGAUCAGAGAAGAAGUUCCGCACUGGGCCGUGGAAUGGAGAGCGAUUUAGUGGUUCUGAUGUGAGGAGCAGCAGUUUUAUUGCGCCUAUUUUUGUUUAUAAUGAUACAGAAAUAUAUUAUACGUAUGAAAUGACGGAUAGUUCAGUACUCUCGAGGGUAACGUUGAAUGAGUCGGGCAUGAUUCAAGCCUAUAUGAUGAAUAAAGGAAGUUCUGAUUGGAUACUCAUGUAUAAGCUGCCCUAUGAUAUGUGUGAAGAAUAUGGUAAGUGUGGUCCUAAUGGCAUUUGCAGGAUCAAUAGUAAUCCAAUUUGUCAGUGCUUGGACGGAUUUGUUCCAAAGUCAAAAGGAGAUUGGGAUGUACUAAUUUGGUCUGGUGGAUGCAAGAGGAGAACCCCCUUGGAUUGCAAGUCAGGAGAAGGCUUUUUAAAGCUUAAAAAUGUUAAAUUGCCAGACCUCUUGGACUUUCGGCUGAGUCAGAGCAUGACCACUCGGGAAUGCGAGAGAGAAUGCCUGAAGGAUUGUUCUUGUUUUGCUUUCACAGACUCUAAUAUUACCAGCGGAGGUAGUGGCUGUCUGAUGUGGUUCGGUGACUUAAUUGAUAUUCAAGAAUAUGAUGACAAAUAUAGCGAGCAAGACAUAUAUCUACGGAUGCCAAAAUCAGAAUUAGAUGCAAUCGAAAAUCAGAACAAGAAAAGAGCAUUGCUUAUUCUAGUGAUUCCAACAGUUUUUGGAGGGAUACUUGUCCUUUGCUUCGUCAUAUGCUGCAUGAUCAGGAGAAGGAAGAAGAAAAGAGGUAUCAAAAAAAGCAAUGACGACAUAGAGUUGCCAUUGUAUCAAUUGGAAGCUGUGACUUUGGCUACUAAGAGCUUCUCCUUCUCCAAUAUAAUUGGAGAAGGUGGAUUUGGACCUGUUUACAAGGGUCGAUUGGAAACUGGGGUAGAAAUAGCAGUGAAGCGACUCUCACAAACCUCUAGGCAAGGUCUGGGAGAGUUUAAGAAUGAAGUUAUUCUGAUCUCCAAACUUCAACACCGAAAUCUUGUGAGGCUUCUAGGCUGUUGUCUUGAUGGAAAUGAAAGGAUGCUAAUCUAUGAAUACAUGACCAACAGGAGCUUGGACUAUUUUAUCUUCGAUCAGAGUAGAAAAAAGUUGCUUACUUGGAAAAAUCGCUUUGAGAUUGCCCUGGGAAUAUCAAGGGGACUUCUUUAUCUUCACCAAGACUCCAGAUUAAGAAUUAUCCACAGGGAUCUCAAGGCUAGCAAUGUUUUGCUAGAUAAUGAGUUGAACCCAAAAAUUUCUGACUUCGGCAUUGCUAAGAUUUUUCGAGGAGAUCAGACAGAAGGCAAGACAAGGACGGUGAUAGGAACAUAUGGCUACAUGUCCCCUGAAUAUGCAUUUUCUGGGACAUAUUCAGUCAAAUCUGAUGUAUUCAGUCUUGGUGUGCUCUUACUGGAGCUUGUGAGUGGCAGAAGGAAUAGGACACUUGACCAUUCAGAUCAGCAUCAGAGUCUUUUAGGGCAUGCAUGGCUGUUGUGGACUGAAGAUAAGGCCUUGCAGUUAAUGGAUGAGUGCUUGAAGGAAUCAUCUGUCGAAUCGCAAGUGUUGAGAUGCAUUCAGGUGGCUUUAUUGUGUGUUCAGAAACAUCCAGAGGACAGGCCGACAAUGGCAGCAGUCGUCAUCAUGUUAAGCAACGAGACUGUGUCAUUACCUCAACCAAAGCAUCCUGGUUUCUUCUUAGAAGGCAAUUAUGCAGGGGUGUCUGAGACAUCAACUGAGGAAAGAUUAAGAACUUUAAAUGCAGUGACCAUAACUCAACUGGAAGGAAGAUAGAGAGGAAGCAAGUUCAUCCGAGUACUUGGCCCUGAAAAAGCUCCAGGAAGAAACUGGAGGGCUCAUUUUUGUAGCCAGCUCUCAGCCUCCAAACCUCCAGAAAAGCCUUCUAGGCAACAUUUUGCCACAGUGGAGGAGAAAAUCCGAUUAUGCAAAAUCAAUUCCCGUUUUUUUCACUUGAAACUGGGAAAAAUGUUCCCAAUAUAUAAAACGAUUAAAUCCUAUUUGUGUAUCAAGCUCUACUUGGAAUUCUAUUAAUUAUGGAAGUGGAGGAAUAAAAAGGUAUUCAGG